AUGCAAUCCCCCCUUAACCCUAAACCUAAUUCUCGCAGCCGCCACCUUCCUGUUGUGCUUCCAGCCGCCACCACCCUAGUUCCGUUCAACCAAGGUCGUCGAUGGGGUUGCUGCUGUUGUCACUCCCGGUUGCCAUUCUCCUUCUGUUUCAGCGAAGAUACGCCCCAGCCGUGCCCGUCGCCAUCACAGCUCGAGUGGCUGUUUUCUUGUGGUGCUCCGGUUGCCACCAUCUCCAAUUAUGCGGCUUUUUUCCUUCCGGCGAAAUUAAGAGGACACCGUGAGCACCGCCUGCCACCAUCUUUCUUCUCCUAUUUUCGUUAGUCGUUGCUGCUGCUGUCACCCUCUUCAGUCCUAUACCGCCGCUGUCGGAUGUUGUGGGAAACAUGUUUUGGGCAGCAAGGAGCUCCCUGUGGGACGUCGGAGACCGUAGACGAGAGGUUGAACCGGAGCUGUGGUCGUAUGAAGGGCAGGUCGAACCUGCUGCUGUUGGGUUUCGUUGUGGCUAUCCGCCACCGCCGAUAAUCAUGGUUGUGGCCAUUUGGGCUGUUGCUGCCAUCAUUACACGCGACCAGGUGGUGGCCGAGCUUAUCUCGCAAGCGGAGGAGUGUUUGUGUGCGUGUGUUUCACGUGUAAGGGCUGUGAGAUCGUUCCUUGGCCGGAGAUUCGAGGAAAACCCCCGAUGCCGCCAUGCACCACCAUAGGUGGGUGUGUUUUAGUGGUUGUGUGUGUAUUAGUGUGUGCGUGUAUUAUUAGUAUGUGUGUGUUUUUGGAUGGUAUUGUAAAUUGUACAAAUGGAAUAAUGGAAAGAAAGUCAAAACCACCACCGGCCGCCGUGUCGGGUGGCGGUGUGCUUGGCUUGUUGUGUUUGACUCGUUUGGGGAAUGCUUGGCCAAAGUGGGCCCAAUGAAGCCCUAAUGGGCCCAAGGAAACCAUAAUUGACCUAAUAAAACCCUAAUGGGUCCAAUAAGGCCCAAUGUGACCUAAAAGCCCA
Lactuca virosa is the source of this 991-nucleotide messenger RNA. Lineage: Eukaryota; Viridiplantae; Streptophyta; Magnoliopsida; Asterales; Asteraceae. The record is from the annotation of a GenBank genome assembly.